Molecule: messenger RNA, 1129 nt
Organism: Synchiropus splendidus (mandarinfish)
Lineage: Eukaryota; Metazoa; Chordata; Actinopteri; Syngnathiformes; Callionymidae
Product: dexamethasone-induced Ras-related protein 1-like
Exons: 2
Coding region: 198-992 (264 amino acids)
Molecular function (GO): GTPase activity; GTP binding
Source: RefSeq, a predicted model, not a curated record
GAACCAGCCAUAGUAACAUUUUAAUUCCAGGUCUGUUCCAUCUUCCCAAAUUGGUGCGUGACGCACUGAGGAGGCGCGGCCACUUGCGUCCAUAAAAGCCUGCACCGUUCACACCGUCCUCACAACCGAGACCCUAGCAGAUAACAGCCCACUAAGAGGGAGUCGAGCGGUCCUCUCAGCGGCAAACAUCUGCAAACAUGAUCAAGAAAGCAUCGCAGUCCGAGAGCGACUUUGAUAUUCCAGCCAAGAACUGCCACCGCAUGGUGAUUCUGGGCUCCACCAAAGUUGGGAAGACAGCGAUCAUCUCGCGGUUUCUGAACGAGAGAGUGGAAGAGCAGUACACUCCUACUAUUGAGGACUUCCACAGGAAAUUCUACAGCAUCCGAGGAGAUGUUUACCAGCUGGACAUCCUGGACACAUCUGGAAACCACCCCUUCCCUGCCAUGCGGAGGCUCUCCAUCCUGACAGGUGAUGUGUUCAUCCUGGUCUUCAGUCUGGACAGCAGGGACUCCUUUCAUGAGGUGCAGCGCCUCAAACACCAAAUCUACGAGACCAAAUCUUGCUUGCGGAACAAAACAAAGGAAAACGUGGACGUCCCGCUGGUGAUCUGCGGCAACAAGUGCGACAAAGACUUUUACAGAGAAGUCCAGGAGGACGAGAUCGAGCGGCUGGUCGGCGGGGACGCGCACUGCGCCUACUUUGAGAUAUCGGCCAAGAAAAACACCAACAUCGAGCUCAUGUUUCAGACUCUCUUCACCAUGGCCAAACUGCCCGACGAGAUGAGCCCGGGUCGCCACUGCAAAGUUUCCCUGCAGUACUGCGAGGUUCUGCACAGGAAGUCGUUCAGAAGCAGAAAGGGCAAAGACGAGACGGCGUAUGGAGUGGUGGCACCUUUCGCCCGGAGACCGAGCGUUCACAGUGACUUGAUGUACAUCAAGGAGAAAGCAGUCGGGGGCAGUCAAGCUAAGGAAAAGGGCUGUGUUAUCUGCUGACCAAUGGCCUUAAGACUUUCAGAAAAUAUCUAAAACUCUCGACGCUGUAGCGGUUGCCUGGCAGCCCUCGCCCAGGGCAGAAAUGCCCAAACGCCCCCUGUGCCUCUGGCAACAGAUGUGACGAUGCUGCUGUAAUA